Messenger RNA from Tigriopus californicus, 1690 nucleotides. RefSeq names its product beta-1,4-galactosyltransferase galt-1-like. The transcript has 4 exons. Lineage: Eukaryota; Metazoa; Arthropoda; Copepoda; Harpacticoida; Harpacticidae. The coding region runs from base 160 to 1671 and encodes 503 amino acids. The record is from RefSeq and is a predicted model, not a curated record.
UUGAGCAAGAAAACCUCACGUGGAGCACCUGCUCUUCAGGUAACCUUCUUUAAAUUUAGUCUUCUCUUAAUUUCUGUUGAGAGUGGUCCUAUAUUGAUGUAAAAACCAGGCUAAGUGUUUGUGUCGUCUUAGUGAUUGCGUGACUGCUUAAGGUUAGUAAUGUCCACAUUGACCCGUGAAUAUAUAUUGCAUUCCGGCAAGGUGCUUGCCUGUGCUCAAACCAUUCUUCUUGCCAUACUUUUGGCCUUGAUAUUCCACGUCUCACUUUUCCAGCUAAGGGGAAGGCGGUCCAAUCAUCUACCACAAAUAUUUCAACCCAGAGAUAAGUAUGUUGAUCUUAAACCCUCACAAGGAUCAAUUUCUAUGGAAGCCAAAGCUGCAUCCGCAUCAAACACGUUAACCCCUCCAAUGCUGAACUUGGAUCCAACUUUUGAUGAUUGGAUAGGAGGAAAGGUCAAGGGAUACAGAAUUUUUGCUUUCUCUGCUUUCCUGGACAUUCGGAACACAUCCGCCCCAUAUAUUCGAGUUUUGGGGGCGGCACCCACCAACUAUGCUCCUUUUGCUUCGGAUAUCCUGUGCGAUGUGUUCCACGAGGACGGACAGCUUUUGACAACGGUGUCAAGUAAAAUAAGGAUUCAAAUACCUUUUAAUGGAGCGUCCAAUUGCUCCUUUUUCUUUGAGUGCGAUCUCUCAUCCAGAUCCAGGCCCAUUUGGCAAACGGCCCAAUGGGUUAGCUUGAAGAGUUCGCGUCCUCCAGAUCAAAAUAAUACCUCCUUGCCUAAGCUGAGGAUACAUCGGUUGGCCGUACCCAAUCCAGCUGAUUCAGAUGGAAAAUUUGUCGCAUGUAUUAAGCCAUUUUUUGGGCUUUGGAACUCUCCUUUUGCUUUGGUUGAGUUCAUAGAGAUGUACAAAAUCUUGGGCGUAUCCCAUUUUGUGUUUUACGAGACCUCAAUUGGAACCGAGGCUCGAAGGGUUCUCAAAUAUUAUGAAACCAAAGGAUUGAUCACGCUAUUUCGAUGGACUCUUCCAUACGGCCGGAAUGAUAUCCUACACAAUGCUCACCACACCUGUAUCAAUGACUGCAAGAUGAGAGUCAUCAACCGUUUCGAGUUUUUGGUGACAGUGGACGUGGAUGAGUUCCUUCUGCCAACGAAUGGCAUGACUACUCUUUAUGAUCUGAUUCAGGAAAUUCAUAAAAAAGAGCAAGCAAACAAUCGGAACCCCUCAUUCAUUGGCGCAUACACAUUCCUCAACAAAUUUUUCUUCAAGGAGUUCGGUAAAGUUGAAAAUAUCGAUGGAGAACCUGGCAAAGCUGGAAAGAUUGAGGACAAGUUAAGGAUAAGUCUGAGCACACAAGCGUACGUGAAGAGGUCGCCAUCUUUCUUUCCAUAUCGGAGAAGGUCGAAAUACAUAGCCCGUCCAAAUGGAACGGACUUUUUGACGGUGCACCACACAGCCAAUUUCUCCAUAGGAUACAGAGACUAUGUUGUUCCAUCGCAUCUGGGCCUGUCUCAACAUUACCGACUUUGUGCAUGGCGUGAAGUCAAGAUUUGCCUAAACCAGGAGCCAUUAAUUGACACCAAUGCGUGGACAUGGGCAACCUCAUUAGUGUCAGCCGUUAAAGAGGCAUGCUUGCUUCUUGAUUUAAACAACAUAAAUGUGUGCCCUUAGAUUUGAAAUAAGAUAUCAA